Molecule: messenger RNA, 1092 nt
Organism: Pungitius pungitius (ninespine stickleback)
Lineage: Eukaryota; Metazoa; Chordata; Actinopteri; Perciformes; Gasterosteidae
Gene: arl6ip4
Product: ADP-ribosylation factor-like 6 interacting protein 4
Exons: 5
Coding region: 93-815 (240 amino acids)
Source: RefSeq, a predicted model, not a curated record
GAAGACAAUGAAAGACGCACCACUUCCGUAAACUAGAGCCGCUUCUUACCCGGUGAGCCGUGUGGGUUCCUGGUGGCUUUGUUGUGUUGGUGAUGGAUCGCAGAGGAUCACCCGAGCGAGGUGGCAGAGAGAAGAAACUCGAUAAGAAGAAAAAACGAAGGAGAUCCUCUUCUUCUUCUUCCUCAUCGUCGUCUUCCUCAUCCAGCAGUAGGAGUCGAAGCAGAUCGUCAAAGAAAACACCCAACAAAAGUCAAGAUGUGAAAACACAAAGAAAGAAGCGACGAAGAAGCUCCUCUUCCUCUUCCUCAUCGUCUUCUUCGUCCAGUGACGAAAAGACAAAGAAGAAGAAAAGUAAAGCCAAGAAAAAGAAGUCGAAGAAGCAGAAAGCAAAGCUGAAGAAACUGAAGAAAAAGGAGAAAAGGGAGAAAAAGAAGAAAGAGAAGCUGAGGAAGAAGGAGGAGAAGAAGAAAGCGGAGGUGCUGGUGCUGCUGCCCAGUCCUCCAGUAGAGAAGCCGCCAUCUUUCCUGGAGGUGUGGCAGAGUGAUGAGGGGGCCGUGGAGCUCGGACCUGUGAUGACCGAUGAGCAGAAGGCCCGACUCGCCACCAAGAGGCCCAUCACCAAGGAGGAGUACGAGGCCAGACAGAGUGUGAUCCGCAGGGUGGUGGACCCAGAAACGGGACGCACCAGAUUGGUGAGAGGAGAAGGAGAGAUCAUAGAGGAGAUCGUCAGCCGAGAGAAACACAAAGAUAUCAACAAGCAGGCCACCAAGGGAGACGGGAAGGAGUUCCAGAGGAAACUGGGAGUGAACCGGUAGAAGAGCAUCUACUGCUGGAGUCCAGCUUCAAUGAGAUGAAUGUUUCCUGCCAGGUGAAAGACGGCAUCUUACUGACUUGCCUUAUUAAAUCUAUGCUGCAGUUAGAGAGGGACUUUUUGGUCUACUGAGCUGUGCUAAAGGAACACAAGGACAGUGUCCAAAAGGAUUUUAAAUUGUAUUUUUCAAAGUAGUUUUCUGUACGUGCUUCUCAGAUGAUGUGAUACUGUUUUUGGGGGAACUCAUUCCUAAAAAAUAAACUUGUCAACUGCAAUGAAUU